AUGAUCCCAACAAGUCUAGGCCUUUUUGGUGUUGUUGAUUAUCUCACUGUCGUGCAUCACAAUUGGCCGUUUGCGGAUCGUUGCUUCGCUUUCUUUCUUUCUUUUCUCAGUUGCUUAUCUUUUUUUUCUUUACAUCUCCUUUUCAUCAUGCCUCAGGACCGUGCAGCGCAGCUCGCGGAGCUGCGCAAGCAAUUCCCCUCCACGACGGUGGUGACGGAGUCGGCGCAAGAGACGGUGCUGAAGGUAGACCACGUCCUGCGCAUCAGCCCAACAACCGAGUACGCGCUGUCCCUCUUCGUCUCCCUCCCAUCCUCCUUCCCCAAGUCGGAGCCGAAAGCGACGAUGCCGUACUGCUGCCACAGUGUCCCGAUUACACCGCCCAAUAUCAACCCGUCUGAGGCGCAGGCCUACCAAUGGGAGAGCAACGCCUCUACCCUCGUCGAGGCAGUCCGCAACGCCUUCCAGAACGCCGCGGAUCGGUGGGGCACGGUGGAGCCGCCCAGCAUGCGCAGCGUCACACUGCAGCUGAGCGGCGAGACGGAUCGUCUCCUGAGCGACUUGGUCAGCAAUCCCAACUGCCUGGACGCGUACUGCUACCAGCUGCCCAUCGUGAAGCAGAUGCGCGAGGCGAGCAGCCAGACAAUCGGCGUGAUUGAGCGGGUGGCGAAUGAAAAUACGCUUCUGCGCAGCGAGGUGGAGACGCUGGAGAAGAAGGUGGAGGCGAUGCAGCACCAGCUGAGCGACCAGGUCUCGCAGCUGCAGCGACUGGGGCAGAACCCGCUGCUGACGUCCGUUUGCACGCCAGAGGCACUCAUCCGCACGCUGGAGAUGGACGUGCGUAAGAUGAAUGGCGACUGCAUGACAAUAGGAAAGAAAGCCCUUGACGCGUACAAGACGGACAAAGGCUCUUUCCAAGAUCUACUGGAGCAGUACAAGUCCCAGUCCAAGGCGAUGCACAUGCUAGACCUCAAGCGUAUCUCGUACCGUGCGCAGUGUGCGGCAAACUGA
Leptomonas pyrrhocoris is the source of this 1008-nucleotide messenger RNA. RefSeq lists its product as hypothetical. The record is from RefSeq and is a predicted model, not a curated record. The coding region runs from base 1 to 1008 and encodes 335 amino acids. Lineage: Eukaryota; Euglenozoa; Kinetoplastea; Trypanosomatida; Trypanosomatidae. The transcript has a single exon.